AUGGCCACUGCUCAGAACAGAUCGACCCAGCCAACAACGUAUCUGUGUCUCAAGUCGCGCUGGCUGCUGGCCGUGUUCAACGACUGGACUUUGUUGACCGGCCUGAUUUUGGUGAUUCUGCUUGUGAGAUCCAAAGACGUGGUGAAACUGCAAUCGAAAACAACCACCUCGCCUUUCAACACGUCACUGCAUUUGUCGUUGAGCUCAGACGUGCACGAGCUACAACUCACUAGCCUCGAAAACCUGCAUGUUGCCGUCACCUACGAUAUCUCGACCCAGAUAGGCUAUUUGAACUCGACUCUUAAUCACACAAUCACGACUGCAUACUCUUCCGUCCACUCCAUUGACCUCCAGUCGAUUCUCGCAUCGCUGAUCAAAUCCGUCAACCAGACAAUAGUCUCCUCCCUAGCCUCGCAAAAUGAUCAGCUGCAGUCGCUUAAAUCGACUCUGGAAACCCAGGCAGUGUAUGUUGACAGUUCGGUUAAUUUAGACUCAAUGAACAUCAAUUACACGUGGAUAGGCGACUACCUCAACACAUCGGCAAGUCGUUACUCGAUACCCAAUCCUUACUCUUCCUACUACAACAAGCUGUCGAGUUAUUUUGACUUUUUGGACAAUCUUUGCCAAGCUGCCACCAAAAAUAUUUCAUCUGCAUUUGGCACUGUCGAAACGUCCGAUAUUUCGUUGUAUAAUUACACUUCGCCAGACAACCAAACAACCAAAAUUGGUCUCUCGUUUACUCCAGAAACCUCACCAACACAUGUGGCCAAAUCGGUGUAUGUGCUGCCCGUGAUAAUGGUGCUUUUUAUAUUCAUACAACUGGUGCUCAAUUGGUUACAUUUUGUGCAUGAGCAGAAACAAGCCGCAAGUUUCCCCUUGGAAGCGACAGAAAAGACGGAUUUCCUGCACUAUACGUUCCAGACUGUUGAUUUCGAGGCUUUCAAGCUGUGGGAGCUGUUCACAUUGCUCACGGGGGACUUUGGAGCAGUGAAAUACCACUAUUUCUCGUCGUUCUGGCUGGGGAUCCGGUCCAAUGCCAAGAAUCUGGGGAAGUAUGUGUUUUUCGCGGUCCUUGUAUGGAUCUUCUGGGUGAACGAGUCUCCAAUGUCGGGGCCCAUGACGCUGUCGUUGUCUGGGGACUCGUACUCUUUACAGGAGACGAAAUCUUUCCAAGUGGACGCGGGGAUUGACACGGACGGUCUUUUGGACGACCUGGAGACGGUUUUCGACAACACCGAGGCCGAAAUCGACCAGUUUCUCACCGACAACGGGCUGGACACUGUGGUUGGCCCGUGGGUGAUCAAUCGCACGGUAUUGGACAAUUACGGCUGGCCGUCAGGGGUACCUAGCAAACUGGGGAUUGCGCUGGACAGUGCGGUUUCCAACGGGCGCACGAGCUUGGACGCUGUUUCUGACGGAUCCAGUGCGCGUGUGUUACUGGUUUACGCGUUUGUUCUGGCAGUGGGUGCCGUUUGCACGGCUAUUGGUAGCAGUGUUUGGAUACUUUGGGAGAUCGAUCGGGUAUUUAAGAAGAUCGGCGAAGGACUAGAGAUCUUCGACACGCUGUAUUACCGACACGAAAAUGCCACUAAUGGAUCGCAGAAGGAGAAGCUGGAGAACGACCUGAAGAAGGAGAUCAAGAAGCUGCAGCGGUUUCGCGAGCAGGUGAAGAAUUGGCAGGCCACGAACGAGGUGAAGGACAAGGAGAAGUUGAACGAGAACCGUCGGUUGGUUGAGCAGGCGAUGGAGAAGUACAAGCUGGUGGAGAAAGGGUCCAAGACGAAAGCGUACUCGGACCAGUCGUUGGCCAGCUACGACGACAUCCAGGAAGAUAACGAGGCGACGGAGUUUGUGAAAGAGAGUCUGGACGACAUUAUGAUGCAGGAGGAGAUUCUGGAGGCCGAGCUCGACAAGUUGGCGGCCAAGAAGGGCAAGCGAACGAACACUGUGGACGAGAGAAAGACCGAGAUUGAGGAUCUGUUGGAGAUUCAUCAAUGGCACAAGGAGAAGCUCGAGGUGGUAUUGCGACUGCUGGAGAGCCGAGUGCUGAGACCAGAGGACGUCAUGAAUAUCCAGGAGGACAUCAAGUAUUAUCUCGAGGAGAACCAGGACCCGGACUUUGUGAACGACGAGACCAUCUACGACGACCUGAACUUGGACGUGGACGAGAACGCGCUUCUUGAGGGUGGCAGUGCUGCCAACGGCGUGCACAAGGAGGAGGAGUCUGUUUUAACGUCGACUGCGCCGAUCAGUGUUUCUGUGCCUGAGCCGGUCACCACUCCGGUGAAGAAGAAGGAGACCACGCCCACGCCGAAUGUUGCUUCUGUGCAGCCGAUUCCCGUGGCUGGCGUGAAGGCCGGUGUGUCUGUGGCGCCUGCUGUGCCGAAAACAGCGACUCCAACCGCGACGCUGGCCAACCUGGCCGGCAGUCUUCCGACAAUGAGCACGCUCAAGCCUGCCCCAGUGCCCGCCAAGCCUGUGGGGGAGCUUAAGUGGGCCGCUGCGGUGAGCCAGACCGCGAACGGGAAGCCGAAACCCAACGGAGCCGAGGAAAAAUCGCCAGCCACCACUCCGCUCUCCACGAUGAACACCAACGCACUCAAUGCGGCCAGUGUGCUGGAGGCAUUGAAAAAACAGCGACCUCAGGACGGCGUUUCCCGCAGCGCGUCCGAGUCGCGGGCCGGGUCCACGGCGUCUGGGUUGCAGUCCACAGAGGUGGACGCGGACCCGAACUUCCGCUUUCUGCCCCCAGGCAUCCAGAGCACGAUCCUGUCGUUUGUGGAGGCCAGAAACCGGCCCGAGUCGGACAAACUGCCGUCGCUGUCUGGCGUGAGCACCAUGCUAGCCGUGCCAAGACGGUUCUCACCGCUCGCAGAGGGAACCUACCCGCCAGGACUGGAAGCACAGCGCGUGUCGGCCAUCUGGAACAGCGUGCGUGUGAGCCCCAACCUGGAAAUCGACUCACAGAACGUGGACUCGGCCACCCUGUUCUAUGCCUACUACUACGGCCUGUCGCAGAAAGAACGCGACGUGGCCUCGGCCGUGCUCACCACCCGUCUGUGGCGCGUCAACAACGACAAAUCCAUGUGGUUCCAAAGACACUCCCAGGUCAAGGUGUCUGGGGAUGGCUUUGAGAUCUCGGACUUCAACAUUUUCGACGCUGAAAAAUGGAGCUUCUACGAGAAAAAGAACUACAAGGUGGACUACUCGCAAUUCGGCAAGUUCUUCAACCGCGGCCCGAUCUCCGUCAACUUCACCGCCUUCUUGCGCUUGCCAGACUCCUCGGCAGCACCUUUGGCCUUCACUGCAACCUCCUCCUUCACCUCCACCACGGCGUCGUCCUCCACCUCCGAAUCAGACGUGAACCCGGCCUGCGCAUACGGGUCCAGUAUAAUGUCCGCAACGUCGUCCACGCGCGAAAGAUCCGGCAGCUUCUUGUUCGUCUUCUGA
This is a messenger RNA of Ogataea philodendri, 3450 nucleotides long. RefSeq lists its product as uncharacterized. Gene Ontology annotation, cellular component: P-body; CCR4-NOT core complex; nucleus. The transcript is spliced from 3 exons. The record is from RefSeq and is a predicted model, not a curated record. Bases 1 to 3450 code for a protein of 1149 amino acids. Lineage: Eukaryota; Fungi; Ascomycota; Pichiomycetes; Pichiales; Pichiaceae. Gene Ontology annotation, biological process: nuclear-transcribed mRNA poly(A) tail shortening; regulation of DNA-templated transcription.